Aspergillus heteromorphus CBS 117.55 is the source of this 1899-nucleotide messenger RNA. RefSeq names its product lipid-binding SYLF domain-containing protein. The record is from RefSeq and is a predicted model, not a curated record. The transcript is spliced from 2 exons. Lineage: Eukaryota; Fungi; Ascomycota; Eurotiomycetes; Eurotiales; Aspergillaceae. The coding region runs from base 1 to 1899 and encodes 632 amino acids. Gene Ontology annotation, molecular function: phosphatidylinositol binding.
AUGCCCUCCUCCACGCUCUGGGAGAGGACCAAGGGGACGUCCAAGAAAGGCUUCGACAAGGCCUGGCACACCCUCGACAAGCUGGGCGACCCCGUCAACCGCCUCUCCUACCGCGUCGGCGCCGAGGCCUUCUGGCCCAUGAGCCUCGAUAAAGAAAGCGACAAAGCCGCGCGCAUCCUGCGCAGUUUCUGCAAGGAUGGAUUCUACGCGAACGACGAUGCCGACCGGCGGAGCACCGACAGCACGGCCAGCAAGGACACUGGCAAACUCACCCGCCCCAAGGGCAAACAACGAGUCAUCAAGAAGAUCCCCGCCAAGGUGAUCCAGCGGGCCAAGGGCAUCGCCAUCUUCACCACCAUGCGCACCGGGCUCUGGGUCAGUGGGUCCGGGGGCAGUGGCGUGCUGCUGGCCCGCAUCCCCGAGACCGACGAAUGGAGCCCGCCGUCGGGGAUCAUGCUGCACACGGCGGGCAUCGGUUUCCUGGCGGGCGUGGACAUCUACGACUGCGUGGUGGUCAUCAACACCUACGAGGCGCUGGAGGCCUUCAAGAAGGUGCGCUGCACCCUGGGGGGCGAGGUCAGCGCCGCUGCUGGGCCCGUGGGCAUGGGCGGCGUGCUCGACUCCGAGGUGCACAAGCGACAGGCGCCCAUCUGGACCUACAUGAAGAGUCGCGGGCUCUACGCGGGCGUGCAGGUGGACGGCACCAUCAUCAUCGAGCGCAGCGAUGAGAACGAGCGCUUCUACGGGGAGCGCAUCUCCGUGUCCGACAUCCUCGCCGGCAAAGCCCACCACCCGCCCGCCUCCAUCCAGACUCUCCUCGCCACCAUCAAGGCGGCGGAGGGCGAUGCCAGCGUCGACGAGGCCCUGCUGCCCCCGCCCGGCGAGGCCCCCGGUGAUGCCGAGCUGGCCCUGUCCCCGGGCUCCUUUGGCGUUCCCGACCCCGAAGACCCCGAUCCGUUCGGCGUGAAGGCGUUGGAGGCCGAGGGCCUGUUCAUCCGCGAGGCCGGGUCCCGAAGCCGACCGUCGCAGGAGGUCUUCGAGUUCAAGCCGGGCCCCAACAGUCCCAUCUAUGCGACUUUUCGCCGGAGUGUCGAUAGCUCCACGCGCAACAGCUGGCGCGCCAGCGUGCAGAGCUAUGCCAGCAUGGACCGGGGCACGCAGACCGAUUGUGCUCCGCCGACAGCGCCGACCUCCAUCAGUCGGGCCUCGUCGCGCAGCUAUCGCGACGUUUCGGACCGGGCGGAGAUCAGCCCGUGGACGGAUGGCGAGGAUGCCCGCUGGGACACUGUCAUUCCCGAGCACGAGGAGGCUCGCGCUCGCGCGGAGGCCGAUGAGGAGGAGGACGAGGAGGAGGAGGAGGAGGUGGAGGUGCAUGAGGUCAUCAGUGCCACGGUGUCGAAGCGCGACACUGGUGACGAUCCCAAGCGCAUCCCCCCGGCUCUGCCUCCGCGCAACCCCCAUCGCACGCCCGCCUCUGCCUCCACCUCCACGCCCACCUCGCCCACCUCCGUCUCCCUGUCGCCCAACCGCCGCCGCUCCGUGGCCUCGAGCCCCGGACGUGCCGCCUGGGGCCUGAUGGAGCUGCCGCUGAACCCGAGGAACGACGAUUCGGCCAGCGAGGUCUCCUCCAUCGGUGCCCCGGAGUCGUCCAACAAGCUGUCCCUCGACAAGGACGAGUUCCACUCGGUGUCCAGCCUGCAUGACUCGGACGUGGCGUCGGAGAAAGAGGUCGCGGUCAACGGCCACAGCCACGUCGACCCCUCCGACGAGAGCACGUCCCCGUCCCCCUCCAUUGCGUCGCAGGCCAAGUCGGACAGCCCCGAGCUGGCUGCCACGAAGACGAUCACUGCUGACGCAGACAUCCACCUCGACACUGCCGUGCAACCCCAAACCGCCUAG